UCAGAAUUAAUUCUCAUGUCAGCAGAAAGCUCAACCAUCACAGUUCGUCUUGUUCGCUCUUUUGAACACCGGAAUUUCAGACCUGUGGUGUAUCAUGGCGUUAACUUGGAUCAGACAGUAAAGCAGUUCAUUACUUUUGUGCAGAAGGAUGUGCCUUCAAGAGCAGGACUUCCUCCUCCUUUCAAAAAUUACAAGUAUGAUACAAUGAAGAUUAUUCACCAAGCACACAAAUCUAAGACUGGUGAACUUGUAGUGAGUUUGGAAGACGAUGACAAACUGAUUUUGAAAGAAGACAGUACGCUGAAAGCAGCUGGAGUAGCAAAUGAGACUGAAUUAGCAUUCUUCUGUGAGGAAGAUUACAGAAACUACAAAGCUAAUCCUGUUUCAGCCUGGUGAAGAUCCCAAGAGAUUGUUUUGUUUUCCCAUACCUGUUGUAAAUUUUCCUUAUUCUGCUUAAUGAGAUUUUUCUUAAAGAUCAAUAAAUCCUAGAGGAUUGCUUUGCAAACAGUGCAAUUCCCUUCCUAUAGAAAUUAAUUUCUGUCAAUAUGCUAAGACUGAGAGAAGGAAAACUGGGGGACAUAAAUGACUUUUUUCUUUCUUGCAUUUAUAUUUCCUUUGCUUGCCUCUUACAAUGCAGGCAGUGAAAUCUGUCCUGUGGCACACAUUCUUGGUGUGAUCCUACAGCAGACAUUAACUAUGUAUGGAGUUUAUACAAUGCACAGUAAAAUCCUAUCACGGUACCAACUUCUAAUGAAAAUAGGAACAUUUUAUGAC
Molecule: messenger RNA, 774 nt
Organism: Balearica regulorum gibbericeps (East African grey crowned-crane)
Lineage: Eukaryota; Metazoa; Chordata; Aves; Gruiformes; Gruidae
Source: RefSeq, a predicted model, not a curated record